Messenger RNA from Solea solea (common sole), 3095 nucleotides. RefSeq names its product ankyrin repeat domain 6b (gene ankrd6b). NCBI's taxonomy places the organism in Eukaryota, Metazoa, Chordata, Actinopteri, Pleuronectiformes, Soleidae. The coding region runs from base 300 to 2699 and encodes 799 amino acids. The transcript is spliced from 14 exons. The record is from RefSeq and is a predicted model, not a curated record. Gene Ontology annotation, molecular function: protein binding.
AGAAGCCCACUGCACUUGGCUGCCUAUAAGGGCCACAUUGAGGUUGUGCGUAUCCUGCUUAAAGCUGGGUGCGACCUGGACAUCCAAGACGACGUGAGUAGAUUCGCCGGCGGUCUGUCUGCUGCGUCGGCCAUAUUCCCACUUUCCAUCCACCUCCAAAUCACACUCCAGUCCUGAUCGGUGGUUACAAGCAGCUGCUUCUCUUUUUGCUUUUAGCACUCUUGAGUUAGAAUAAUAUAUUUUUUUAGACUUUAUAUUCUUCCUUUUUUUUUUUUAAACACAAAUACAACUGUAGUAUAAUGACCUCUAGUGGCCUUGAGUGGGACUCUUUGGACUUCCCACUGGUGGGAUGCAAAUCCCCCUUCCUAUCAGAAAGCAAUAACCCAGAUCUCGGGCACAACCAAAUUCACUCUGUGUGGUCAAUGAGCUUCACGACAGGCUGCAGUACAUCCUCCAGGACUGGAGAGAGCAGGAGGUGCAGACUGAGGCAGGAGGAGGAGGAGGAGGAGGAGCAGGAGGGGAGAAGACAGUGGAGGAGGGCUGGGAGAGUGAAGGAGGGAGAGCAGACGGCAUUACACCGGGCUGCUGUGGUGGGUAACGGUGAUGUCAUCAGCGCUCUCAUCCAGGAAGGAUGUGCACUGGACAGACAGGAUAAGGAUGGAAACACGGCUCUGCAUGAAGUGUCCUGGCACGGCUUCAGCCAGUCUGUCAAACUGCUGGUGAAAGCCGGAGCCAACGUUCAUGCCAAAAACAAGGCAGGAAACACAUCUCUCCACCUUGCAUGUCAGAAUGGUCAUGCUCAGAGUUCCAAGGUUCUGCUGCUGGGAGGCUCCAGGCCUGACAGCAAGAACCACUUGGGGGAAACCUGUCUCCAUGUGGCCGCCCGCUACAACCACAUAGCUAUCAUCCGCAUCCUGCUGGGAGUCUUUUGCUCUGUGUCUGAUAAGAACCUGGCUGGAGACACGCCGCUUCACGUGGCUGCUGCUCUGAAUCAUAAGAAAACAGUACGCCUGCUGCUGGAGGCAGGGGGAGACAGCCGCAUCUGCAACAAUGCAGGUGAAACAGCUUUGGACACGGCUCGAGAACACAACAACCCAGAUGUGGCUCUGCUUCUCACCAAAGCUCCACAGGUGCAGAGCUUUGCGCGUGGCAGGAGUGUGAGGAAGAGGAGAGACAAGCUGAAGGCAGAAGGCAGAGCUCAGUCGGUGCCUAGAGACGAGAUGCUGCCCUGUAAGGACAGUGCUUCUGCUGCGGACGACAGCCAGAGCAGUGACCGAGCUGCGUGCAAACACACCAACGUGACUGAAUCGCACACCAAGAGGGCGAAGAACAGGAAGCCGAAGGAAAAGCCGGUUUUGUCUGACCCGCUGCGCCGCAGAGAGACGAGACACAGCGAAGCCUUUCUCAGGAGGAAGGCACAGCUGCGAGCGGUGUCUCCGAACGCAACCACUCCUCCACACAACUUCAAAGCCUAUCAGCUUUACACACUGUACCGUGGCAAGGAUGGCAAGAUCAUGCAGGCUCCUCUGAACGGCUGCCGCUGUGAACCUCUCAUCAGCAAACUGGAGAACCAGCUGGAGGCCACUAAGGAGGAGAUGAAGACUGAGAUCCACACUGUGCAAGACCUGAUGAACAGCAAGAUGGGCCAGCUCGACCGCAAGAACAAGCACCAGAUCCGUGCUCUUGAUAAGAUAACAGUGGAGAGAGUGUCGGCCGAGAGGAGCGAGUGUCUGCAGAGGAUGGAGCAGCUGACUGUGCAGGAGCGACUGGAGGCAGAGAAGAGACAGCAGGUAUCUCUGAUGAGUGACUUGAAGAGCUGGUGUCUGUCCAAACUGCAGAACAUGGAGUUCCGCUUCACAGGAGACUCGGGCAGGAGUAAGACGCAGCUGCUGCAGCGCUCCUCCUCGCUGGCUGAAGAUCUGACUGAAGCUGACGGAGCUGAUGGAAGCGGCCUCACCGCUCUGUCUGCAGGGGAUGAGGGCGCCUCACACAGCCCUGAGAUCCACACCAGUCCUACACUCCUGGACUCUGAUCAUGGUGAUGUCAGCGUGCCUGAGAGUGGAUCCGCCAACCAUUACUUUGUCGUUCAUAUGGAGAGCUCACCAGAUGGCGAUAAAGCACAGAAGGCAGAAGCCACCUCUCCUGCAGUGAAGAAGAAGCAGCUGUCAUCUGUCCAGGUGGUGCGGCCAAAAGAGCGCUCAGCGAUAUGUGCCGACACCCAGAGGAAGAACCAGGACCUGCACGACGCGAGCGUGCCCGAGUGCGGCGCGAGUGGGGGCAGAGGUCACCGAGCCAGCAGCCUGUCCCCUGCCACAGAGCGCCGCUGCAGCAGCAGGACAGACGCUGGAGUCCGAGACAAGGAGCGAGGCCGUGACCGAGGGAAGCACCAUAAAAAACAUUCCCAGGGCAGGACUCACUCCAGAGGAGCGAGAGGAGCCCGGACCCUGGAGGUGUGCGCGGAGCAGCCCGGCGACGCCUCGUUCGCUCAGGAGCGCGACAACAUGCACGCCCUGGAGGUGACGCAGUACUUCUUUGAGGCGGUGUCCACGCAGAUGGAGCGCUGGUACGAGAGGAAGGUGCAGGAGGCUCGAUGGCAGGCCGGUCAGAGAGCGGAGGCCGAGAGGGCUGCUCUGGUGGAGCGCAUCACUUAUCUGGAGGACGAGCUGCGCAUGCUGAGGACCGACCGACACGAGUGCUGACAGAAACCACACGGGAUUACGUUUUUAUCUUAAUCCAACAGACGCCAUGUGUCAUGUUUUCUUCCUGGACGACCAGAGCUACUGAAUUCUAGCUUCUUUUUUUAUACAUUUGACUUAAAGCCUAAACCCUGACGGACGUCAUGGUCGAUGUGUACAUACAGAACUAUAGAAAUAGAGGCAGCUCUUGUGCACUGUGCUGUAAAUAACCCAGUAACUGUAAAGCUAGACAUUGAACUGAUGCAUCAACACUGUGUCCACAAACAUAACUGCUCAGACACGGUGUCUUCACAUGGGACACGGUGUCACACAGUGGUCGUCUGCAUGGAGGGAAUCACAGAAUAAUAAGCUUCUAUUACAUGAAACCACCCACUGAUUAUUAGACUUAGCUGACACUGU